Messenger RNA from Petromyzon marinus (sea lamprey), 2664 nucleotides. NCBI's taxonomy places the organism in Eukaryota, Metazoa, Chordata, Hyperoartia, Petromyzontiformes, Petromyzontidae. The record is from RefSeq and is a predicted model, not a curated record.
GGAGGGAGUGUGUGGUGGGGGGUAUCUGACGAGCGUCAACGUGGAGUUGGUGAGCGCCUAUUAAAGGUCUGGCUGUUCGCUCGCGGUGAUAACCGAGUCUAUUCACAGGCUGUACAGGGGGAUCUUUCUUGGCACAGCGGGGAUCACAGCUGGUGCAUCUGCCAGUCAUCUGGGUCAACCCAUGGCGCCUGGGUCUGUCCCGUGACCUCCCCUGCCAGCGAGAGUCUCAAGCUGCACCGAGCCUGGUGCAAGCGCUUUGGUGACGUCACCACGACGAAUGUUGUAAACCCGCUGACACCGCGCGCCCCACUCGCUGCUGGACAUCUGUGGAAAAAGGAGCUUCACCGGAUUCCCAUCUGCCGUCGACAAACAAAGAUGGACUACGACUCGGUGAUGCUGAGGACCGGUGGCAUGGGGCGCUUCCAGUGGGCCGUGCUUCUGCUCACGUGGCUGCCCAACGUGCCGCUCGCCUUCAAUCUCCUGUCCGACGCAUUCUUCACGGCCUCGCCGCGCCACCACUGCCGCCCAGGCCACUCGGGGCCAGCGCCCCCUGCUGCCUGGGGGAAGGGGAGCGCCGACCGGGAGGCGCUGCUGAACCUCACCGUGCCCUGGGAGGUGGACCCCCGCCGGGCGGGGGCACGUGCGGAGCUCCUGCAUGGAGUUUGUGUUCCCUCCUCCUCCGUCACCUCCUCCUCCGUCACAUCCGUCACCUCCUCCUCCGUCUCCGUCGCCACGAACGGAGGCCCCAGGCGGCGACGGAGGCAACCGGUGCCGGGGGGAGCCCCCCGGGGGCUGGGCCGCUGCUCCCACGGCUGGGAGUUCGAGGCCGGCGCCGAGGGGCUCACCGACAGCAUCGUGACCACCUGGGAGUUGGUGUGCGAGUCCAAGUGGCUGGUUCCCCUGGAACAGUUCAGCUUCCAAGUGGGUGCGGUCGUGGGCUGUGUGCUGACGGGCAUCGCCGGUGACAGGUGGGGACGCCGCCCGGUGCUGCUGGCCAGCGCGGCCCUGGUGGCGGUGGCGGGCGGCGCGGCCGCCCUGGCGGUAAACCCGGCCAUGUUCUCUGCCCUGCGCUUCCUGGAGGGGGCCGCCCUCUCCGGUGUCUUCCUCGCUCUCUACGUCCUCCGUGUGGAGGUGAGCGACACCACUCACCGUCUCCGCGUGGCCAUGGCGGGCGACCUGCUGCUGGUGGCUGGCCAGCUGCUGCUGCCGGGCGUCGUGCUGCUGUGCCGACACUGGCGGCUGCUGCAGGGGGCGCUCGCCGGCCCUUUCCUGCUCGUCGUCGCCUGCUGGCGCGCGAUCCCCGAGUCGACGCGCUGGCUGCUGGCGACUCAGCAGCGGCUGCGUGCGCGCGUCGCCGUGCAGCUGGAGGCGACGCGCAACGGCAUCAACGUGGAGGGCGAAGACUUCGCCGAGCUGGACGCGACACUGGGGGGCCGCGUGGGGACGCAGCGACACAGCCUCCGUGACGUCGGCCGAUCCAAAAACAUCCUCAAGAACAUCCUCAUCCUGUCCUUCACCACGUUCAUCGGCAACGCCAUCCACCACUGCUUCGAGCGCAACCUGCGGGCGGCCGUCGUGGCCAUCGCCGCGGCGGCGACGGUGACUACGGCGGCGGUGACUACGGCCGCGGUGACUACGGCGGCGGUGACUACGGCGGCGGUGACUACGACUACAUCAGCGACGGCGGCGGCGGCGGCGACGGCGACUACGGCGACGUACUUCUCCGGGGCGGGGGCUCGCGCCGCCGCCUGCCUCGCCGUGUGGGCCGCCGCCGGGCGUCUGGGCCGCAGGGCCACGCUGCUGCUGGCCGCCGUCGGCACGGGCGGCGUCUCCCUGCUGCAGCUGGCGCUGGCGCAGUACCUGCCUGUGGCCCUGGUGACGCUGCUGUCUGUGCUGGGCCUCUUCUCGUCCAGCGCCAUGGCCAUCCUCAGCGUCCUCUUCGCCGCCGAGAUCAUCCCCACCGUCAUCCGCGCCACGGGCCUGGGCCUGGUGCUGUGCAGCGGUGCCCUGGGCCGCCUCAUGGUGCCCGUCAUGGACCUGCACGACAACCGCGGCUCCUUCCUCUUCCACGUGGUGCUCGCCUCGCUCGCCGUGCUCGCCGUGCUCGCCAUCAUGCUGCUGCCCGAGAGCAAGCGCAAGCGCCUGCCCGACGACCUGCGCCAGGGCGACCGCUACCGCCGCCCGCCGCUCUUCACCGCCACCAGCUUCACCUUCGCCGGCGGCGACCGCGGGCGCGGCGGCGGCGACGACGGCGGACGCGAUGGCGGCCGCGACGACCGCGACGGCGGGCGGCGGCGCCUGGGGGACGUGCCGCUGCUGGCGGGCGCCGCCGGCGGCGGCGGCGGCGGCGGCUUCGCGUUCCUCCCGGCGGACGACGACGACGAUGACGCCGGCGCGGACGCCGACGCCGUCGCCGGUGCGGACGCCGACGACGGCGUCGGCCCAGCGGGGAUGCGGGGCGGAGAUCGUCGGCUGGCACUGGAGGGCCACGUGGUGGAAGCGGCGCUGCUGCCCCCGCCGCCGGCGCCGCCCGGUCGGAGCCACGUCCCCGAGACCGGCGCCGGCCGCGGCGCCAGCGGCGGGCGGCGCCGGCGCGGGGAGGUCAAGCAGGGCCCAGGCGCUGUGCUCACGACGCGUUCACCGGCACGGCACACCUCAAAAUAG